Messenger RNA from Nicotiana tabacum (common tobacco), 600 nucleotides. Lineage: Eukaryota; Viridiplantae; Streptophyta; Magnoliopsida; Solanales; Solanaceae. The record is from RefSeq and is a predicted model, not a curated record.
AUGGAAGAAGAAGCAGAAAACUUUGUAGCCAAGUGCGAUAAGUGUCAACGAUAUGCCCCAGCAGAAUUGUUACAUUCAGUUAUCUCGCCAUGGCCUUUAAUGAAAUGGGGCAUGGAUAUCGUAGUUCCAUUACCUCAAGCUAAAGUAAAGAACUCUUUCAGAGUUGGCAGAUUAAAUGGAUUACAUAUGCAACCUUACCAUCCUGUAGCCAAUGGGCAAGCUGAGUCAACAAACAAAGUUAUUAUUAAUAACUUGAACAAGAGACUAGAAGAAUCAAAAGCCUUAAUUCCAGUAGAAAUAGGUGAACCAAGCACAACAUACACACAUGCAAUUGAGGAGUCAAAUAAGGAAGAAAUGCAAAUGAACUUGGAUUUACUAGAGGAAUGGAGAGAAGCAGCGCUAAUAAAGAAGACAAAUCAAAAACAGAUGAUUGAGCGAUAUUAUAACAGGAAAGCUAAUAUGAGAUACUUCAAGAUUGGGGACUUCGUCCUCAAAAAGGCAUUUCGAUCAACAAAAGCGGCUAAUACGGGAAAGUUAAGUCCAAAUUGGGAAGGCCCUUAUAAGGUUUGUGGCAUCGCAGUAAAGGGAGCUAUGAGUUAG